Molecule: messenger RNA, 5655 nt
Organism: Oncorhynchus gorbuscha (pink salmon)
Lineage: Eukaryota; Metazoa; Chordata; Actinopteri; Salmoniformes; Salmonidae
Product: Down syndrome cell adhesion molecule homolog
Exons: 25
Coding region: 1-4119 (1372 amino acids)
Biological process (GO): homophilic cell-cell adhesion; dendrite self-avoidance; axon guidance
Cellular component (GO): plasma membrane; axon
Molecular function (GO): cell-cell adhesion mediator activity
Source: RefSeq, a predicted model, not a curated record
AUGCUCUCCACCAAGCUGCUGUACACCCUCUCCAGAACAUCCUGGCUGACCCCAAACACCUUUAAGGCAGGACUUGCAGCGCUCCCUCCCAAAUUUGUGGUGCAGCCCAAGGACCAGGAUGGCAUCUAUGGGAAAGCUGUGAUCCUCAACUGCUCUGCAGAGGGAUACCCCGUCCCUACCAUAGUGUGGAAGUAUUCCAAAGGUGCGGGAGUUCCCCAGUUCCAGCCUAUAGCCCUGAACUCAGGCUUCCGUAUCCAGGUGCUGGUCAACGGCUCUCUGCUAAUCAAACACGUGCUGGAGGAGGACAGCGGCUACUACUUGUGUAAGGUCAGCAAUGACGUGGGAGCUGACGUCAGCAAGUCCAUGUACCUCAACGUCAAAAUCCCAGCCAUGAUCACGUCAUACCCCAACACCACGCUGGCCACGCAGGGCAGUGAGAAGAGGAUGAGCUGCACGGCACACGGGGAGAAACCCAUCAUGGUGCGCUGGGAGAAGGAAGAGCGCAUCAUCAACCCGGAGAGCAGCCACCGCUAUGUCGUCACCGUCAAAGAGGUGGCCGACGAGGUCAUCUCCACCCUGCAGAUCCGGCCUACAGUGAGGGAAGACUCUGGCUUCUUCUCCUGCCAUGCCAUCAACUCCUAUGGUGAAGACAGAGGGAUCAUUCAGCUAACAGUGCAAGAGCCCCCGGACCCUCCUGAGGUGGAGAUCAGAGAGGUGAAGGACAGGACUAUCGCCCUCCGCUGGACCAUGGGCUUUGAUGGAAACAGCCCAAUCACAGGCUUCGACAUUGAGUGCAAGAACAAAUCAGGCUCCUGGGAAAUGGCCCAAAGGACCAAAGACGUGUCUCCCCAGCUCAACCAGGCCACCAUCAUAGACCUGCACCCCUCCUCCACAUAUAGCAUCCGCAUGUUCGCCAAGAACCACAUCGGCAAGAGUGAGGCCAGCAACGAACUCACGAUCACCACAGACGAAGCAGCUCCUGAUGGUCCCCCACAAGAUGUGCAGCUUGAAGCCUUCUCCUCUCAGAGCAUCAGAGUCUCCUGGAGGGCCCCUAAGAAGCACCUCCAGAACGGGGCGAUCCGUGGCUACCAGGUGGGCUACAGGGAGUUCAGCACCGGGGGGAACUACCAGUUCAACGUCAUCAGCAUGGAGACGACGGGGGACAAUGACCACAGUGAGAGCGUCACCCUGGACAACCUGAAGAAGUUCACCCAGUAUGGGGUGGUGGUGCAGGCCAGCAACAGCGCUGGGACAGGACCCUCCUCCCAGGAGGUCAUCUCUACCACGUUGGAGGACGUUCCCAGCCGGCCUCCAGAGCACGUCCAGGCGACAGCAGCGUCUCCAGAGAUUAUCUCUCUAUCCUGGCUGACCCCUCCUAAAGACGCUCUCAACGGCAUCCUGCUCGGCUUCAGAGUCAUCUACUGGGCUAACCUGCCCGACGGAGAGCUGGGGGAGAUCCGUAACGUGACCACCUCUAAGCCGUCUCUGGAGCUGGAUGGUCUGGAGAAGUACACCAACUACAGCAUCCAGGUGCUGACCUUCACCCGGGCCGGGGACGGAGUGCGCAGCGAGCAGAUCUUCACUCGCACCAAGGAGGACGUUCCUGGUCCUCCGGCUGGGGUGAAGGCAGCGGCGGCGUCUAACUCGGUGGUGUUUGUGUCGUGGCUCCCUCCUCUCAAACUCAACGGCAUCAUCAGGAAAUACACAGUCUUCUGCUCUAACCCACACCCCUCGGUGAGCAGUGAGUUUGAAGCAGCGCCAGACGUCUUCUUCUACCGUAUCCCCAACCUGAGCAGGAGCCGCCAGUACAGCAUCUGGGUGGUGGCCGUCACCGCAGCCGGCCGUGGCAACGCCAGCGACAUCAUCACCGUCAAGCCCCAGGCCGAGGCUCCAGCUCAGAUCCUGACAUUCAACGGCACAGUGACCACCCCCUGGAUGAGGGACAUCGUGUUGCCCUGUAAGGCGGUGGGCGACCCAGCCCCCACGGUCAAGUGGCUCAAGGAGACCAAUGGAAGCCCCGCCCCUGCUGUGAUUGACAGUAGACGCAUUGUUCAGGGCAACGGCAGCCUGGUCAUCCGCACAGUGAAAGCUGAGGAUUCUGGGAACUACACCUGUGUGGCUAGCAACAGUUUUGGGCCAGAUAAAAUCAUCCUCAACCUGCAGGUUCAAGUUCCCCCGGACCAGCCUCGUCUCACCGUUACCAAGACGACCACCACUUCCAUCACUCUGUCCUGGAUACCAGGAGACAACGGAGGCAGCUCCAUACGAGGCUACAUCCUGCAAUACUCAGAGGACAACAGUGAGAAGUGGGGCAACUUUGCCAUCAGCCCUAGUGAGCGUUCCUAUCGACUGGAGAACCUGAAGUGUGGCACCUGGUACAAGUUCACCCUGACUGCCCAGAAUGCUGUGGGGCCAGGGCGCAUCAGUGAGAUCAUCGAGGCUAAGACUCAUGGGAAAGAACCCCAGUACUCUAAAGAACAGGAGCUCUUCACCAGUAUCAAUGCCACGCGUGUCAGGCUCAACCUGAUUGGCUGGAACAACGGCGGCUGUCCAAUCACGUCCUUCACGUUAGAGUACCGUUCAGUGGAGUCUCCCACGUGGACCACGGCCCAGCGCACCUCUCUGACCAAGAGCUACAUCCUGUAUGACCUGGCCGAGGCCACCUGGUACGAACUGCAGAUGAAGGUGUUCAACAGCGCCGGGUCAGCAGAGAAGAGGGUCAAGUUUUCCACUCUGAGCUACGAUGGCAGUACCAUUGCUCCACUGGUGAAGGCUCCAACGGUGAGUGUGGACAGUACAUCCAGUAACGAGGGUCUGAAGAUGGUGACCAUCAUCUCCUGUGUGCUGGUGGGAAUCGUGCUGGUCUUCGUCCUGCUUCUAGUCCUCAGGAGGAGGAGGAGGGAACAGAGACUGAAGAGGCUCAGAGAUGCGAAAAGUUUGGCAGAGAUGCUGAUGAGUAAAAACACACGACCUGCAGACACCAUCAACAAGCAGCAGCAGACCCUUAGAAUGCACAUCGACAUCCCCCGAGCCCAGCUGCUCAUAGAGGAGAGAGACACCAUGGAGACAGUCGACGACAGGUCCACAGUGCUGCUGACUGACAAUGACUUUGGGGAGACUCAGAAACAGAAGUCAUCUACGGUUACCCACACCGUCCACUACCAGUCCCUGUCCCAGGCCACCGGACCUCUAGUGGAUGUAUCUGAUGCUAGGCCAGGAACCAAUCCCACAGCCCGCCGCACAGCCAAAGCAGGCCCUGCCGCACGCAACCGCUACGCUAGCCAGUGGACCCUGAACCGACCACACCCACCAGUCUCAGCCCACACCCUGAGCACUGACUGGAGAUUGCCCACGCCACGGGUGGCCGGCUCUGUGGAUAAGGAGAGUGACAGCUACAGCGUCAGCCCAUCUCAGGACACAGACCGGGCACGGAGCAGCAUGGUGUCCACAGAGAGCGCCUCGUCCACCUACGAGGAGCUGGCACGGGCCUACGAGCACGCCAAGAUGGAGGAGCAGCUGCGGCACGCCAAGUUUACCAUCACAGAGUGCUUCAUCUCGGAUACGUCGUCGGAGCAGAUGACAGCAGGCACCAAUGACUACACAGACAGCCUGACGUCCAGCACACCCUCCGAGUCAGGCAUCUGCAGGUUCACUGCCUCCCCGCCCAAGCCUCAGGAUGUCAGCCGAGUCAUGAACAUGGCCGCACCCAAAGCUCACAGACCGGGGGGCGAGCUAGUGCACCUGCCUCCUUACCUGCGCAUGGACUUCCUGCUGAACCGCGGCAUGUCGUGCUCGGGCACUGGAGGGAGGGGUGGCGCCGGGGGGGAGGGGGCCAUGGGCCAGGCCUGCUUGGAGCCCCAGAAGAGUCGCUCCCUGAAACGGCCAUCACGCAUGGCUCCCCCAACUCCCACGGAGGCCCCCCAAGCCAGCAACAGGGCCAGCAGCAGGGACCCAGUGGCCCAGUGGCAACCCGGCUCAGCAGCCACCCUGCCUCACAGAGAGGGCUCAGAGCUGGCCCAGGCCGCCAAGCUUAGCACCUCCCAAGAGUCCCUACUGGACUCACGAGGACACCUCAAACAGACCAACAACCCCUACGCAAAGUCCUACACGCUGGUAUAACAUCAGUGGCAUGGGGCCAGACUAAAAUUCACACUAACACUGGACUUAUUACACUUACAAGUGCAGUAAACUGACUCUCACCACACAGUCCUGUAUAUAAUGUCCCCUUUCUUCUUAAAGGAGGGGUACCUUUUACUAAUCUUCUUUUAUUUAUUUUUGGAGCUUUCUUUCUUUGUUUUUUUAAAAACUUGUGAGUAAAUUCAUUCAUCUGAAAUGACUCCACGCGGAGCUUGCCAAAAUAAUUUUGUUAUGAGGGAACAUUAUUUAUUCUUGAUUAUUAUUGUUAAUCAUUAAUUAUUAAUCAGUGAUUAUUUGUUGUUAGUUCUCAACUAUUAAUGAUUAUUAAUUAUUGAUUACAAUUGAUCAAUUAUUACCAUUACUACACUAUUUGAAUUAGAACCUGGACACAUGUUUCCCAGAGUAUGAGAUGAUAAUUUGGAGCUUGUCAUUUUUUUCUAUGGAAACUUCCUCUAAAACACUGAAUGAAACUCUGGAGAAAUCUAGGAUGGAAGCAAUCGACACCAGUCCAAACUUGUCAGCUGCUCUCAAAUUAUUACUUUUUUGAAGAAAAAAAUCUAUUUCCUAUGGAUGCAUGGGUACUGACCAAUUAAAGACGAUUAAGAGGAUUAUGAUCACGACUGGACAGCCCAGUUGACCAUUUUUGUCACACUAUGAAAUGAUCAAAUGUGAAGAUUUAUUAUUCUUAUUACUAUAAAUAUAUAUAUAUAAAAAGAGAAAUCACUUUUAUUUGUGGAUAUUACAGGGAAGAAUUGAUUUGGUUAAUAAAGUCCGUAGUCAUGUUUGCACAUAUCUCGUUUUGAUUAGGAAAUGGAGUCUCUGUUGAUCUUUCUCUGUGUCGCAUACUCUGAUGGUGCAAUAUGAAAAAAGAUUAUGAAAAUUAUAUUGAUACUAUUUGCUCUAUACUGUACUGUAAUGAAAAAUAACUAUGUUAGUAUACUUACAGGGCGGGACAAACCCCAGCUAUGUAUUCAGGUGUAGUUUACCACUGCUAAUUUGCCAGGGUGGUAAAUGAAGUUAGUUAGAACAGGGAGGGUCAGAGAUAUAAUGGUUUGCACUUCACGACACCCCCAAAAAAUGUCCAGACAGAGCCCCUAUUCUCAGUGCACUAGGUAGAGUCUUCAAGGCUCUCACUCUCCUCCUCAAUAGAUUUAUUGUCGCUGCAUUGCCGUGAUGCUCCUCUACAGGGAAAAACUUGAGACAAUCCCCCCUUCAAACCAAAUCAAAAAUCUAUGGGAAGUGUCUAUCUAAAGUGUGGAUAUAACUACACAGUUUUAGUUGUUGUUUACCCUGGCCCAUUUUUCUUUGUAUUUUAGUCCUGGAGGGAGAGUUUGAUAAGAAUGCUGUGAGGUCAUUAAUGGCAGUUUAUAUUAUUUGUUUUAAUUGUCUUCAUUAUGAUAUUCCUUUUAACAAAAUGUCGCUUUUUAUUUUUAACAUGGUGUUCACCUUGGUGACACUGAAAUAAAGAGAAACUAACCCACAGUUCAAAUUUUAUUAAUAAAAAGGCUGUUCCCCAAA